UCCUCAGUUGCUAAGUAACCUCUGCGGGGGGGCGGCUGCUACGUCUGUGGAUGCUGACAGAGCAGCAGCAGCAGCAGUAUAUCAAACCGAGCCGUGCCAGAACCAAAACAGCUUUGACAGGCAGGAUGGACGAAGGCACCGAGUUGUCUCUGACCAUCGCUCACAUCGUCCAGCGGCUCAAAGGAAGCCAUUUACACUCUCAGAUAGAGAGACAAGCCAAAGAGUGUUUACAUCAACCUGAGAUAAAAUUGGAGUCUCUAAGAGAGGACGUACGCAGCUUUCUCAAAACAUCAGGCUGGGAAAGAAAGCUACAGAAUGCAGUGUACAGAGAACUACAUAUCCAGCUGCCCCCGAGCCAUCCCACAGCUCCUCCAGAGCAUCUCAAAGAGCCGCUGGCCUACAUGCGCAAAGCACAGGCCAGCUGGGAGAAGCGUGUCUUCAAAAGCCUGAACAGCAUGAGUACAGAGCUUGGAGUGCCUUUGGCUCGCAUGAGGCCUGCAGUGGAGCAGAAAGAGCUCGCCAACAAAUGGAACGAGAUGGGAACAGAUGAACCAGAUUUAAGUCGCUUUAGGCCUGUCUAUGCCCCCAAAGACUUUCUGGAGGUUUUAAUUAGUUUGCGGAACCCCAACCAUGACGGCAGUGAGGACGUCAGCGCCAGGAGCCACUGGGGUCUCAUCCAGGUCCCCCUCAAUGUCAGGGACAUCCCCCAGCUGAGACAGGCCUAUUCCGAGCUGAAUCUGACCACUGGGCAGCUGGGGAUUGACGACCACGCACACAUCCACCCAGACUUGUUUGAAAGCGAGUAUGUUCAAAUCGGGAAGAAGGUGGUUGUGGAGCAGGACAGUGCAGCAGCGCAGCAGUACAGCAGGCAGGGCUGCUCCACCGGGCUCCGGGCAGACCUGUGGGCCCUCAUCCUUAACUCCACCAACCAGCCACAGGAUGUGAUGCACUAUGAGCAGCUAAAGGCUGGAGUCAUACAGCAUGACCUGCUGGUAGACAACCUUAUCUAUAAGGAUGUGAAGCUCACCGCCAGUAAUGAUGACUACUACUUUGUGUUUGAAGAUUUCCUCUAUCAGGUGCUGCUGUGUUUCUCUCGAGACACCGCUGUCUUGGAGCACUUCAAGUACAACAGUGCCACUCCUCCCAAAUCCUACAUCCAGGGGAAAGUGGGAGAUGAGGAGUGUGCUGUUGUUUAUCCUCCCAAUGGUGUAAUCCCUUUUCAUGGAUUUUCAAUGUAUGUGGCACCAUUGUGUUUCUUAUACAAUGAGCCGUCCAAAUUAUACAGCGUUUUCAGGGAAAUGUACACUCGCUACUUCUUCCGAUUGCACUCCAUCUCCUCCUCUCCCUCGGGUAUAGUGUCUUUGUGCCUGCAGUUUGAGCGCUUGCUCCAGACUCACCUGCCGCAGCUGUUUUACCAUCUUCGACAGAUCGGUGCACAGCCGUUGCGUAUAGCCUUUAAAUGGAUGGUACGGGCCUUUUCUGGCUACCUUUCCACUGAUCAGCUGCUGCUUCUUUGGGAUCGAAUCCUUGGAUAUGAUUCAUUGGAAGUAGUUGCGGUUCUAGCAGCUGCUGUAUUUGCCUUCCGCGCUGAGAACCUGAUGGAAGUGACGUCACUGGCCUCAGCUGAGGCUGUCCUCGCUGACCUUUCAACUCUGAAGGUCAUGCCACUCAUCCAGAUCUUUCUGUUUGCCACCGCCAUCUGAAGAAUGCUGCGACGACGAUAUCGGUCGUGGCUCGUACAUACAACCAGGAGGAUUGAGUGACGCUAGAAAAAUGCCAUAAUCACACUAAAAUGACUAAUCACCUAUUUGGGAUACAAAGAAGUAGCACAUUUCAUCUUGCACUGGUUCAAGCAAAAAUCCAAACCCAUCGUUAGCAUGUAUGCACCAUAAAUAGUGAAUAUCCUAUAUCAUGUUAUUAGAUAUUAUAAAGUAUGUAAGUAUAGCCUAUAGACCGGGAAGGCUAAGCUAGCAUCCUCAAGCCAUAUGCUCUGCAGGGAAGCUGAUUCGCACAGCUGAGGAGCUCAUUAGGAGACGAGUUGCAUGAAGCAGUAAUUGUAUUGCGAUAGCAUUAUGCAAGAGAGAACAAUGGUAAUGUUUCCAAGCUUGGCUAAUGAAGUGUUAAUUAGCUCUUGCUAUUUAUUCUACUCUUUGGCUCCUGCUUGUUAUAACGCUAUUAGAUAAUGUCGUUGCUGAUGACUGCGAAGAUUGGAAGCACUGGUCUGCACCAGCGUGUUGAAAGAAAUAGUGGAAAAGCCACAAAGUGAAUUAUACUGUUACUUAUAUAGUCAGAAGCUGAACAUACACAGUUUAUUGUGUUUAUGAAGGAAUGGCUUAUUACUGCACUCUUAAGGGACAUUUAGCACCUUCGGUGCCAAUAUUUAUUUUAUACCAUUGUGAACAUUUUAUGGUUAGCUUUUAACUUUAAAACGUGUAUUUAAUUCUUGAAUGUUUUCACUUGUUCUGUAAUGUUUUAAAAUACCUCAUAUGUUGCUUUUGAUUUAGAUGGAUGCAGAUCUUUUUAUUUACUAUUUUAUUGCCGACAGUAUUCUUUACCAGUCAAUGUGAAUGUCAUACGUUGGUUUCCCUGCAGCCUAAAUUAACACGUUUUAAAUAAAAAUAUGUUUUGUUGAA
Acanthochromis polyacanthus (spiny chromis) is the source of this 2633-nucleotide messenger RNA. It is a transcript of the gene tbc1d19, whose product is annotated as TBC1 domain family, member 19. The transcript is spliced from 21 exons. The record is from RefSeq and is a predicted model, not a curated record. The coding region runs from base 51 to 1703 and encodes 550 amino acids. Lineage: Eukaryota; Metazoa; Chordata; Actinopteri; Pomacentridae.